CGAAUCUUUGUCUGCAUACCUCUGAUUGUAAUGACUGUCCUAGUCAUCUGGUUCCUCAUUGUUUUAACUACCGCUGUGCAUGUACAGAACACCCAACGACGAAACAUUGUUACCAACACUCUGACUGUUCCAGUUGUUCUGAACAUCACGUGGGAAUUUGUAGUGAACACAGAUGUACAUGUACAGGAAGUAUCCACUGCAGUGUUGGGAAUUGUGAUCGUUUUGGAUGUCCCAGCGGUUCGAAUCCAGAAUGUAUUACAGACGAAAACGGUCAUCAUCACCGGUGCACUUGUAAACCAUCGGCAUCUGCCACGAUCAGCCACUGCAAUGACAAUUCUGACUGCACUAUUUGUUCUGACUAUCAGAUUGGACAGUGCAUCCACAACCAAUGUAACUGCUCUGCCCAAAUGUCCUGCAUUUACAACAAUGAUUGUCAUGGGUAUGGUUGUGGAAGCAGUUUAUAUCCACAAUGUGCUAACCUAGACGGUCACUCUCGAUGUCUUUGUGAAGCAUCUUCACCAUCUGCCAGACACGAAUGUGAAAAAAGUACCGACUGUACUAAAUGCCACGAUUAUCAAGUUGGACAGUGUAACCACAACCAAUGUACCUGCUCUGCCCAAAUGUCCUGCAUUUACAACAAUGAUUGUCAUGGGUAUGGUUGUGGAAGCAGUUUAUAUCCACAAUGUGCUAACCUAGACGGUCACUCUCGAUGUCUUUGUGAAGCAUCGUCCCCAUCCGCCAGACACGAAUGUGAACAAAGUACCGACUGUACUAAAUGCCACGAUUAUCAAGUUGGACAGUGUAACCACAACCAAUGUACCUGCUCUGCCCAAAUGUCCUGCAUUUACAACAAUGAUUGUCAUGGUUAUGGUUGUGGAAGCAGUUUAUAUCCACAAUGUGCUAACCUAGACGGUCACUCUCGAUGUCUUUGUGAAGCAUCGUCCCCAUCCGCCAGACACGAAUGUGAACAAAGUACAGACUGUACUAAAUGCCACGAAUAUCAAGUUGGACAGUGUAACCACAACCAAUGUACCUGCUCUUCUGAAAUAUCAUGCAGUUACAACAAUGAAUGUCAUGGUUAUGGUUGUGGAAGCAGUUUGUAUCCACAAUGUGCUAACCUAGACGGUCACUCUCGAUGUCUUUGUGAAGCAUCAUCACCAUCCGCCAAGCACGAAUGUGAACAAAGUUCCGACUGUACUAAAUGUCCCGAAUAUGAAGUUGGCCAGUGCAACCACAACCAAUGUACCUGCUCUGUCAGAAUGUCAUGCAGUUACAACAAUGAUUGUCAUGGGUUUGGUUGUGGAAGCAGUUUAUAUCCACAAUGUGCUAAACUAGACGGCUACUCUCGAUGUCUUUGUGAAGCAUCAUCACCAUCUGCCAAGCACGAAUGUGAGCAAAGUUCCGACUGUACCAAAUGUCCAGAAUAUCAAGUUGGCCAGUGCAACCACAACCAAUGUACCUGCUCUGCUAAAAUGUCAUGCAGUUACAACAAUGAUUGUCAUGGUUAUGGUUGUGGAAGCAGUUUGUAUCCACAAUGUGCUAACCUAGACGGUCACUCUCGGUGUCUUUGUGAACCAACGCCAUCAUCAACCAGACACGAAUGUAAUGGGAGUUACGACUGUACUAAAUGUCCCGACUAUGAAGUUGGCCAGUGCAACCUCAACCAAUGUACCUGCUCUGCCGAAAGGACGUGUGUUUACAACAUUGAUUGCCAUGAGUAUGGUUGUGGAAACAAUUGGAUUUCAGUUUGUGCAAACCUUGACGGUCACUCUCGAUGUCUUUGUGAACCAUUGUCACCAACUUCCAGACACGAAUGUGAGAAGAGUUCAGAUUGUACUAAAUGUCCUGAUGAUAAGAUUGGACAGUGUAAACACAACCAAUGUACCUGCUCUGAUACAACAACAACAGAAACAACAGUAUUUACUACAUCUGCUCCAUCUUCCACAAAAACACAAAGCAAACUAUCAACAUCGAUUAAAUCAACAACAGCAGGGAAUACUUCACCAAUUACUCCAGUAAAGCCGGGUGCAUCUUCUACAAUUUCAGUCAUAUCAACCUCAUUGUUAUCAACUAAAAAGGCAACAACAACAGACCAAGGAAAAAGUACUGCCUUUGUUUCGACGACAAUGCCUACAACGGCCCAAACAGAUUCAACGAAAACAACUAGUUACCAGUCAACUAUAUCUUUAGGUUAA
Molecule: messenger RNA, 2195 nt
Organism: Saccostrea cuccullata (small rock oyster)
Lineage: Eukaryota; Metazoa; Mollusca; Bivalvia; Ostreida; Ostreidae
Product: tenascin-like
Exons: 19
Coding region: 408-2195 (595 amino acids)
Source: RefSeq, a predicted model, not a curated record